Molecule: messenger RNA, 1039 nt
Organism: Pocillopora meandrina
Lineage: Eukaryota; Metazoa; Cnidaria; Anthozoa; Scleractinia; Pocilloporidae
Source: the annotation of a GenBank genome assembly
AUGUUUGGAACAGUUAGGCUCUAUCAGAAAGGUUCAAUGGCCAACGUCCUCAUAUCCUCCAAUGUCUACCCACAGGACAGGAACACGCGAUUAACACUUGGCUCAGUGCGAAACACCAAAGGCCUUUAUGCAAGCAAUUUCAAAGUCCUUGAAACCAAGCUGAGUGACGAGGAAAUUCAAAAGAAUGGAAACUUGAGUUUCCGAAAAGGUGAAAGGUGCUUCAAGCAUUAAAGAAAAUAGAAUACAUUUUAACAUCAACACGCCGUUGAGAAGAAAAAAAAAAGACAAACAAAACAAUUUAAACUUGGUCGGAGAACAAAGGUUCGGCCUUUGGCAUAUUCCUUGUAAACAGGGCAUGCAACAAUUUUAAGCAAUACAGAGCCAUUCUUUGUUUUCUUCAAAUGUGACUAAGUAGUAAUCCGCACUCAACUAAAGUCAUGACACUGCGAAGAAUAUUUUCUAUCCAGUGGAGAAAAUUACCGAAAAUCUCGUAUAUGGUAAGAAUUUGGAUUUUAGUUACCUGAACAUUUUCUAUGAAAUUAAAUUGAUCGAAAGUGUUCAAAAUUGGUCUGUUGUUAGAUAAGCUAAGUUUGCAAUGGUAAAGUCUGACGUUGAUGUCAAACCUUGAGUCAUGCAAGGUAGUUCUAAUUGUCGCAAGAGUCAUGCAAUAAUAACCCAAACCAAUUCAGAUUCGUUGGUUUCUUUAUGAAACCAAACUUCUGAUUGGUAUUACCCAUUAGCUAGACGGUUCUAUUGUCUGCAUGACGACAAACUACAAAGGGAAAAUUGUCUGAAAAAAUAUGGUAAGGCACAUAAAAGCUCACUCAUUUUCAUAAUUAUUUGCUUUUUUUUGAGUUUCACGACGACCAGUUUAACAGCCAUUCUGUCAGUGCACUUCAAGGCUGCAAGCGAUCAACAAAUUACUUUCGUUCCUGGAGAGGUUAACAAACACCUAACAUUUGAAAUUAUCAACAACAGCAACAAAGGGAGCAAAACUUUUCAGGUUAUUUUCUCGAACCCGCAAAGAUCUGUUUUGAUU